Molecule: messenger RNA, 444 nt
Organism: Geosmithia morbida
Lineage: Eukaryota; Fungi; Ascomycota; Sordariomycetes; Hypocreales; Bionectriaceae
Product: Protein of unknown function (DUF1640)
Exons: 1
Coding region: 1-444 (147 amino acids)
Cellular component (GO): mitochondrion
Source: RefSeq, a predicted model, not a curated record
AUGGCAAACAACAGCAUCCAGAACCUGACCCGAACAAUGGUCCUCCGCGAAGACGCCGCGAGGGCAACGUACACACAGAAAGUCGACUUUGCCCAGCUACGUUCCGAGCUCCUCUCGGCCGAAAGCACCGAGGCCAACACGACGCGCAGCACGCACGAGCGCCUGUCCAACGAGAUUGCCAAGCUCAACAGCCGGCUGCGAGACGAGGUCGGCCGCACCCAGGCAAGCGUGCGCCUCGACCUCAACCUCGAAAAGGGCCGCAUCCGCGAGGAGUCGGUCGGCCAGGAGCUCAAGAUAAAGGAAACCGAGACGCGUAUCGAGCAGGAGGUCUCGGCCCUGCGCGAGAAGCUCGAACAGGUCAAGUUCCAGACCCUGCAGUGGCUUAUGGGCGUCUGCACUGGUUUUGCCGCCGUCCUCCUCGGUGCCUGGAGGCUACUCAUGUGA